Molecule: messenger RNA, 2354 nt
Organism: Homalodisca vitripennis (glassy-winged sharpshooter)
Lineage: Eukaryota; Metazoa; Arthropoda; Insecta; Hemiptera; Cicadellidae
Product: prostatic acid phosphatase-like
Exons: 8
Coding region: 261-1598 (445 amino acids)
Biological process (GO): dephosphorylation
Molecular function (GO): phosphatase activity
Source: RefSeq, a predicted model, not a curated record
UCUCCUCAGUUUGUCGGUCAGCUUGGCGAUACCAAUUCCAAAUAGUUUGUGCUUUAUCUCGUUCUGCUGACAGCGACUGUGUUGUAUUGUUAACUGAUAACAGCAUGUACGCAUUCAUCGUUUUUAAGUGGUUCAACUAAGUGUAUUGACGUUCCAGUUAACUUGGUUCCACCAUAAAUCGUUUAGUCAUACAUGUAUUGUUGUUCCGUUUUUCUUCAUAACUAUUUAAUAUUUUGUGAUUAGUACGAGGUAUUGAUACGAUGGGUACAGUUGUGGGUAUUUUAUUUCCAGCUUUAGCAUUUUUAAUACUUUUCUCUUAUUCCUCGAGUGCUCCAACUACAACUACAACAGAAAGUCCUGUUGAGGAAGGACCAAGAGCUGUGCCAACGCUAAAACUCCUUGUCGUAUUUACCCGGCAUGGUAGCAGAGGACCCAUAUAUACAUUCCCUACAAGUCCAUACCAAAGAGACGACCUUAAGUACUGGCCAUACGGAGAAGCUCAACUCACGAAUAGAGGACGGGCGCGGUUGUAUAAGCUGGGCAAGAAGGUCCGCUCACUGUAUAAUGGGUUUCUGGACGAACUGUACCAACAAGAGGAUAUCCGAGCCAACAGCACGUUGUAUGUGCGGUCCAUGAUCAGUGCGGAGCACUUUUUGGCGGGACUGUACCCUCCCAAGGGAUACCAGGUAUGGAGCGAUGAGCUGCAGUGGCAGGCAAUUCCGCUGUUCCCCAACUAUGUGGAUCACCACCAGCUGGUUUAUUCUAAGGAGACGAGAUGGUGUCCAAGAUUCCAUGCUGCUAAAAGGAAGUCACUGCUGAGAUUCGUAAAGGAAUACGAGUCCAACUUGACUGAAAUUUUUGAUUAUGUAAAACCAUACACCGAAAUCGAGCGCAUGGAGCCACUGGAUGACAGUAUAUCGAAAUGGGCUGCGAUGUACACCCUGUGGGAGUCCAUGUUCUGUCCGGUAAGUAGUGACCACUUAAAACUGUACACCGACCAUAAUACAGUUGCUACAUUGCCACUGGAUGACAGUAUAUCGAAAUGGGCUGCGAUGUACACCCUGUGGGAGUCCAUGUUCUGUCCGGAUGAAGAAGGCCUUCCUCUACCUGAAUGGACGAAGAAAAUCUAUCCUCAUCCCAUGACCGAGAUGGCUGACAAACUACUCAGGGUGGGGGCCAUUGGGUCUGACACUCAGAUCAAAUACUUGCAAGGCGAAUACUUCCAAGAGGUUGCGAAUUUGAUGAAAGCCAAAGUUAACGGUACCCUGACCCCAGACCGGAAAAUGUUCUACUACGCAGGUCACGACUACACUCUACUGGGCAUGCAAGGCAUUCUGGGCUUGGCGGAUGAGCCCACUGGCCACCUUAACGCCAGGACUGGCUCUUCCUUGAUACUAGAACUCCACAAGGAUCAGGACACCAGUCAGUACUCAGUUAAGGUCGUGUACAUAGACGGUUCUUCUGAAGACUUGGAACCUAUUGACGUCGACAUCCCGGGCUGUGGCUCGCCCUGCGACUUCCAUCUUCUGAUGAGCAAGGCGGAGAAGUACUACGACAUCAAAAACUGGCAGACGGAGUGUCAGAUUAUAGAGGACUGAGUAGAGGCCUUCGGAGUGGAGUGAUAUGACGGCAAGACUUUAAUAAGCGGCCUACACUCGACAUUCGAUCGUCAUUAUCGAACGAUUCGAUACAUUUCCCAACUACGAUAUUAUAUAAUGAUCGUACAACGAGAAUUAUUGUACUUUAAAAACAUAAAUAACAUAUUACAACAAAAUAUGAAAGAAUUUUCACCCGACAGAUGCAUUAAUUUCCCUGCUGCAUAAAACUUUACAAAUAUAGUUUGCUAGACAGUCUGCCGGUAUUCUACUACCGCUCUGCAAGAACUUUCAAUUUCAUGUCCAUAGCCACUUUCCAAUUAUCCAAAAAGUGGUUACUACUCGUUGUUUGUUGUUUACAUUAAAAAUUAUUAUAAUUGAUCAAUAAUUUGAAAUUACAUGAUAAAUUGUAAUAUCUAAUUAUUACUCGAUAAAACAACCGAAUAAUGAGUGUAGGACGCUUAUUAAAGUCUACUCGUAAUGGCAAUCAAAGAUUCAAACAAGAAUAAAGUUCAAGGGAUUUACUAAUACAAUAAUAAUAAUUGUAGUAAGUCUUAGCAUAUUUUCCAAAAUAUAAUCUUGUGGCUUCCUAAAUUACAUUUAUUAUUGUUAUACAAGAGCUUAUUUCUUAGUAAAAUACUGAGUUUUGUAGAUUGAAAUACAAAAAUCGAAUUCGUUAAGUAUAUUUUAAUUCAAUAUCAGUGCUGCCAUUCAUUCUGUCUUUGUACGUAUUAAACACAGACGUUUAUCCUUGGAAAA